UCGUCUCAGCAGGAGGAGGGACAGCUUGUUGAAGGCUAGCCAUUACAUGUUGAUAGAUGCUUCCGUGCAUUUUCAAGAUCACGCGCUUUUAAUUGGAGUCUAAUCGACAAGUUUGGUGUUGCAUGGUGUAUUUCCUUUAUUGAUUUCGAAAGUAUGUCGCUUUUACAACGUUAGUUUUUAAGUGUUCAAGUUGACCAAGCAUGUCUUUAUCACUCACCUGGAACCUGCAAUGGAUUGUUUGAAGUUUAAUUCCUCCAGUAAGACAUUGCAUCAAACAAAACACCAGUUAAUAAUUUACUUCGUCGCUCCAUGUGUUUUCAUUCAUAAAUAAUGCGGAGGACGUCACGCCUCCUGCUCCAAACAUGUUCGAACGCGAUGCUUAUAACGGAAUUAUUGAGGAAAUUGCGACUGUGUAUUGAAGGUUAAUAGUGUGGAUGUUAGGCGAUUGUGACGUGGAUCUUCCUUGACAAAUUUCAAGGGAGGGAGAGAGCCCACAGCGGGAGGGACGAGGGGAGGGACAUAUAAGGAGAGAGAGACAAGAGAAGGGACAUUCUGCUUCAGUAACACAAGUAAAACAAUGACUGAUGGAGAAAUGUGUGAGAUGUAUUAAAUAAUUCCGCUGUCACGGACCCUGUAUACGGUAGGAACACUGGUGCGACCGAUGAUGGCUGUCCUUAGAAAGUGGUGUUUGAUGUGAACUCCAAGAGAAAUCCGAUACGGAGGCUGGGCCUGGAAGUAUUUUAAACAGGACAUUCCGUGUCGGAUAAAACGAUGGGAACGUUCGAGGAGACUACGGUGCAGGACGUUAUAUACCUUGUACCUAUGUAGAGGACUACUUGUUUAUGGAUCAGCGUAUUUCGUUUUGUCCUUGGAGUGACCUCAACAGACAUGGUGUGUAGCGGUCAAAUGAACUUUGCAGGAAACAGUGGCAUCACAUCAAAUCUUUGUGUGAAUGAUGUUCGGACAUGCGCAGACUCAACAGAAUAUUCACGUACAAUCACGUGACAAACAGGUUAAGGAUAUGGUGAAAAAGAUGGUAUUAAAUUUGGAGCAUCUCCAAGGUAACCUACAACAAGUAGUCAGCGAUCUCAGAACACUGGUGGAACAGAUAGAUUCUGUUACUACGAAAAUUGACAAAACGUACGGCACAAAAUGGCGACGCGAGGAAAAACCACUAUCAUCCAAAACUGCGCGUUCACCAUCAAAUAUCCCUAAAAGAACAGAUGACGUUAAGCGUGACCUUCUACGUGUAGAGGAAACGAGAGCGUGUGACGCAUCUCCUGACCUUGACCUUUCUUAUUUACAAAUCACCCCAGGUGAGCACCGGUCAAGGUGGGGUAGAUCAUUAGUGUUUUCUGACCCUUUGAAUAUCUCUAGCAAUGCCGAACGAACACCAAAACGGUCCUUGUCUUUAGGUACCGAUAUGGGUGACUACGCAGGCGCACCAUUACUUGAUCUACUACAGCACGAAUCCGCCUGUAUCGUACCCCACCCGGCGCCAAAACGUUCCAUAUCUGUCAACACGGAUAUGACUGACAAUAGCGGCGUGUCUGUUCAGACCUGCAUUCCUGUACCUGUUGCUAGGUGUUUCGCGCAAAUCAAACACGACGUUGUUGAGGAGGAAAUGUCAAAGCAGAGACCGGAAAUAGAUAUUACUCCUGAAUCAAAAUCCUCCGGAGAAAACAUCGUGUGUAAACCUGAAAUAACGGUAGAUAUAACGCCGGGCGAAGUGACUACUGAAUUAUUUGGUUUCGGGGCCGAGGCAAGUGGUAACAGCGCCUCUGGGGGAGGGAUACCUUACGAUUUGUUGAACUCAAAGAUCGUCAAUGUUGACAGCUCGAGCGAGCAUGGUUCGUACAGCACCGAGGACUAUGACGGUAUGUACGAGCGGUUGAUGGAGAACGAACUCGAGAACAUGUCGGCGUCAUCAGAUUGUACGGACCUUACGGAGUCGUCCGAGUACAACAUGGACCUAGGUAGUCUGGACAAGAGUGACACUACCAGUUUCUCAGACGAUAUCGAGGUUCGAUACGACCGUGACAUUAAUACAUGGACGUCAUACACUUUGGCACAUAUGAACAGCUCCGCGAGAAGUUCCGAUAGCUGUCUUUCGGAAACUCCUUCAGAUAUACUAAAUGACAAUACUCAGGCAACUGUUAUGUAUGGAAAUAUGAUAUUUUCAGACCAGCUGGUGGUUCUUAACUCCCGGAAACACCGGCGUAAACGAGUCCAGAGGGAUCACAUUGUGAAUAAUGCUGUUGAUAUACCAUAAUCACGUCCUAGUCUUGUGCUUCUGUCGUGAAAUUGUCCCUUUCUUAUCAUUCUUUCUCAAAGGGAAGAGUGAUAUCAGUUAUAUUUUGAAGAAUAUGUUGUCAUUUUUGUGCAAUUUCGUAUGGAUUUUUCAGAAAUAUUUAAAUAAUCUAACUGUGAAUGUCCAGAGAGUCUAUCUAUGGCCUGAUAUAACCGGGCUUUAGGUAUGCCGUUACGAAGGGAGUAGACACAUAGCGGUUGGCAUACAAAUUUGUCGUACUUAAGAUGUAUUCCAUUCGAUUUAAUAUUGGAUCGAUCUGAGAAGAAUGUUAUUAAGACAAUUAUAUGCCAUUAUCGGUUCUCUAUAGGAUUGUUAACACUUGUAUGGAGACAUACUUGUGACAUUAGCAAUCAUUGGAUUCUGUUAUUGAGGAUCACGCUCGUUCGGAAAUCUUCGGUAUCCAUCGAAUAAAUUUGUGUAGAAACAG
This is a messenger RNA of Pecten maximus, 2738 nucleotides long. RefSeq lists its product as uncharacterized. Lineage: Eukaryota; Metazoa; Mollusca; Bivalvia; Pectinida; Pectinidae. The transcript is spliced from 3 exons. The record is from RefSeq and is a predicted model, not a curated record. The coding region runs from base 953 to 2272 and encodes 439 amino acids.